Hylaeus anthracinus is the source of this 1956-nucleotide messenger RNA. Its product is annotated as fatty-acid amide hydrolase 2-B-like. The transcript is spliced from 10 exons. Lineage: Eukaryota; Metazoa; Arthropoda; Insecta; Hymenoptera; Colletidae. Bases 294 to 1841 code for a protein of 515 amino acids. The record is from RefSeq and is a predicted model, not a curated record.
AACUGAACUAUCAGAAUCUCCAUAAUCGAUCGCAACGUCUCGAUAAGAUCAGUUGUAACGAUCAAACCGCGAACGUAUGGUCGACGAAGUGUUGAUUGCUUUAAAAGUUCAAAGAAUUUAGUCAAUAUUGUAUAAUGUAAUAAAGAUAAGCAUAAGAAUAUACAUUGAGGAGGAGCUGAUGCUGACCGAAAACAUUUUAUUACGAUUACAUACUUUAAACAACAGUAAAUAUCAUCAAGAACACAUAAAAUUCGACGACUAUUUGAGGAAUUACAUUCUUAUUGGCAAGAAAAAUGAUGUUGAUAGACAUAUGCAACAUUAGUGUCCAUUUCUUGUACUUUUUCCUCCGUCCUAUAUUUGCCCUCAUUUUCCUUAGGAAACGACCAAAAAUUCCACCAAUCAAAAAUCAAUUGCUACUUAAUAGUGCAACAACAUUAGCCAAAAAGAUUAAAUCCGGAGAACUUUCUAGCCAGACGAUAGUGGAAGCAUACAUUGAGCGAAUUAAAGAAGUGAAUCCAUUUAUAAACGCGGUAGUAGAUGAUCGAUUCGUAGAAGCAGUGAACGACGCGAAAAUAUGCGACGCAAAGCUGAAAUCAGGCGAAGUUACCGCCAUUAUGCUGGAAAAUGAAAAACCGCUUUUUGGAAUACCAUUUACCGUCAAGGAAUCCUGUUCCGUUGCAGGACUGAGUCUAACGGGAGGCUACCGUAAGAAAAAAGGAAUGAAGGCUCUUAAAGAUGGAGCAUUAGUACAAAUGCUUAAGAGAGCAGGUGCUAUACCUCUAUGCGUUACCAAUACCUCGGUGUUAUGUUUAACACUGCAUUCCGACAAUCCCAUUUAUGGUUUGUCAAGGAAUCCAUAUGAUACAAGGAGAACUGCAGGGGGAUCAUCGGGGGGAGAGGGUGCAUUGCUUGGUGCAGGGGCAUCCAUACUUGGAAUCGGUUCGGAUUUGAUGGGAUCUAUAAGAAUACCAAGUCUUUACAAUGGUGUUUUCGGCCAUAAACCUACUCCAGGAAUUAUUCCUAACAAGGGACACAUGCCGGACUACUCACAAAUCUCGAUGUUUGUGCAAGGUCCUCUGGCAAGAUAUGCAGAAGAUCUUAUUUUGGCUGUGAAAGUGAUGUCUGUCGAUUGCGACAUACCAUUACAUUUGGACAAGCCGUUGGACGUGAAAAAUCUUCGAAUAUUUUACGUAGAAAAUAUCGAAAGCUUUUGCGGCAUAAGGUCGACCACAUCGGAUGUACGACAAUCAAUUAGAAAAGCGUUACGUUACCUAUCAGGAAACGGUGCACGCGUCGAACACAUAUCCCAGGACUGGGUACGCAAUUCGGCCACAUUCUUAUGGUCCUCAUUCCAGGACAGGGAAUUGUUGAAAUCGCUUAGAGACAUUAACUACGAGGAACCAAGGAACGCGAUAUUCAACUACAUAAAAUCGAUGUUUGGUUGCGGAAGUGAAUCAUACCUGGUCAGUGUUUCUCAAAUGAUAAUAGCGCAUCGUGGAUUUCUUCCCCUUUCGAAAAAUGCCCAGUACAACGUAAUGAAGGAAAAGAUGCGUCAGAAUAUUAACAAUCAACUGGGCAGCGACGGUGUAUUCAUAUACCCCACAUUUCCUCAACCAGCACCUUACCACACAGCAAUGAAUUUUGUAACAGAUGCUAUAAAUUAUGCCACGUUUGUUAAUGUGAUGGAUAUGCCAUCAACACACGUUCCAAUGGGAUUGAAUAACAAGGGAUUGCCAAUUGGGUUUCAGGUAAUGGCUGGAAGGAAUCAAGAUCGUCUUUGCUUAGGAGUCGCUAGGGAGUUGGAAAAGGCCUUCGGUGGUUGGGUACGUCCUACCAGUUGAAUUUAUGUUUCAUCGAUAUACAAUGAAACGUAUUACUACUAUUGCACCACUGUUGAUUCCGAGUCCAAUACAACUGUGGAAACAACUUCAAAUACAUCAAACUUUAUAGUUCUUA